Molecule: messenger RNA, 1488 nt
Organism: Pleurotus ostreatus (oyster mushroom)
Lineage: Eukaryota; Fungi; Basidiomycota; Agaricomycetes; Agaricales; Pleurotaceae
Exons: 8
Coding region: 1-1488 (495 amino acids)
Source: RefSeq, a predicted model, not a curated record
AUGAUCAUCCUUGGUCAUUCACUGGUGAGCCUGGCGCACACUUCGCUUCUGGUCACCAGGUUUGACGACAUCAUGGCAGUGAUCAAAGUCCAAGGACUGUCUUUCAUGCGGUCUGAAAAGUCCUGGCGACCCAUAGUAUCCGUCGAAAUCGACCAGCACCACCGGCACGAAGUAGUUUUGGGAUGCGAUGGUCAGAACCCGAAUCUCAAGUCGCAAUUCCUUGUACAUGGCGCACACCCUGGAUCUACGGUCGAAGUGAAGGUCUGGCACCGUUCACAGAGCAAGAAGAAGAAGAAGCGGAAUCUUGUCGCAACUUGCUCGCACCCGUUACGCGAGCUUGUGAAGAAGCAGGAGUCGGAACCCCAAUUGGAGCUACGGCUUAAUUGCCAGUCAAUGACCAAGAAGAUGGCUAGUAAGGGGAAACCGCAAAACGGCGCUCACAUACAACUCCGCCUACGACCUCCCCCCUCAUUUGGCAGCCCCCCGGCAUACAAUGACAUCGAUGCGUUCUCAGACUCGGGUUGUGCGAGUAGUUCGUCUUAUCAACUAUUUCCCUCCAUAAAUUGGAACAACUGGCCCACCGACACUCCCUGCACUGAUUCUCCUCACCGUCCAUUCAUUAUUGAUACCGACGACGAGUAUCCUCUGGAACCCGAGAGUAACGAGAAAGAACCUCUUCUUCAAGAAUGCGAUUAUACCACCGAUACAGAAGACCGAGACGAUCCUUCCUUCCACGACCCGCUUGCUAUCAAGUCAGAACCAGUAGGCACGCUCCGAAUAUCCGUAUCAGACUCUCUCAGCUGGAUAGCUGCUUCAAUGCUCCCUCAAUAUACCGAAAAGCCCGAGCGAACCACCGACAUAUCCCCCGAUCUUUCUCGUGCUGAACUCCUUCUGUCAGCGUUUACGAUGUACAGCGAACUAAAAGACGCGUGCUUGGACUCUCAGUUUGAGAAGAUUUUCACGAGACUCCAAACAGAAUGGACAUAUAUCGGUGGCCUGUUAGUCGCUUUGGCUGCUGUCGAUACGGCGGUCUUUGCUAUCUCUGACGACUCGAUAUUUGUGGUUGACCCUUAUGCACGGAAUGCAAUCGCUGCCAGUAGCAUAGCGUCUGGCCUCGGUAUAUCCUGCGAUGCAUGGUUCCUCCUACGCUACAACUGGGCCGACUUACAUACUUUCAUUAACCGCGCCAAAGACGUGUUCGAUUCGUAUUUCUUCUUCGCCAUCUCGGCCCGCGUGCCGUGUUUCUGCAUGCUCGUCUCAGCGGUAUCCCUCCUCGGUUUCUUGGGCCGUGUGGCGUAUAACGUGUGGCCUGAAGGCGUGAUCGUCGCUUGUUUCUUCGUGGGGAUGCUGAUGACGCUCCAGUUCCUUGCGAAAGGCGCUGUACUGUGUGUCCAUGCAGCAAGCGGAGUGAGAAGAAGAGUAGUUAGUGGCGUGUCUUGGGCAACCAAAAACAGGUCGGCUAUAGUACGCGAGCAGAGCGAGGGGUAG